Mugil cephalus (flathead mullet) is the source of this 3511-nucleotide messenger RNA. RefSeq names its product cytochrome P450 2F2-like. Gene Ontology annotation, cellular component: intracellular membrane-bounded organelle; cytoplasm; connexin complex. Gene Ontology annotation, biological process: cell communication; xenobiotic metabolic process. The coding region runs from base 848 to 3340 and encodes 830 amino acids. The record is from RefSeq and is a predicted model, not a curated record. Lineage: Eukaryota; Metazoa; Chordata; Actinopteri; Mugiliformes; Mugilidae. The transcript is spliced from 13 exons. Gene Ontology annotation, molecular function: iron ion binding; heme binding; oxidoreductase activity, acting on paired donors, with incorporation or reduction of molecular oxygen, reduced flavin or flavoprotein as one donor, and incorporation of one atom of oxygen.
UCCAGUCAAGAAGCUAAUUUACAGUUAACCUUGUUUUAUUCAUUACAACAGAGUAAACGGCGUUUUAUACGUUGUAAUAUAAACUUCUCUUGCACAUCAAUGAUUUCUGACUACACAGUAAAUCAUUGUCCACUGGCAUCAGCUGUGGGAAAGAGUGCUUUACAACCUUCUUAUAUUUCACGGCAGUAAAUCCAUAGUCUGCUGUACAUGUUGCCUUGAUUUAUCGGUGAAGCAUGUAGCUGUAAAUGCUGUUAUGUUUUUUUUGUUUUGUUUUGUUUUUUAUGGAGCAGCCAGUUUGAACAUGUUUUGUUAUUGUGCUGGAGAACCGAAUACAACAAUUUAGAAUGAGUAAGCCAGGAGGCUCGUUCCUCUCCUGUAAGGACGACCGGCAGCACCAAAAUAUCUCUGCAAUGCCAGGACGGCGACAUGCUUUUGGAAGUGUGUUAAGAAUAGACCCACAAUGGGGCUUGCUCCCGUCUUCUGUUGUCUGAGGACAGACAGUUGUCUGCAGAGGACAGAGGAGGAAGUAAGAGUAUUUACUGUGUGCAGGUUACUUCAUUCAGCCUUGGAGAAACUUGGGUGACUCAUAUGGACCCAACUGGAUUUUACCUUCAAAGACAAAACGCAUGCUCCCCCUAAGAGAGAAUGGUGUGAGCCGGAGGACCGCUGGAAACUUAGCGUCCUUCCUCCUCGAGGUUAUUGGGCUACUGAUAGCUACUGUUGGUCGAAAGCCUAGAGGUGGACAGUGAAGACGAGACAUAGACAGGGAGUGAGGAUUAAGGGUUUUACCCUUGUGGCCUGGAACUGGAGGACAGGAAGAUUUUAGAGGGCCUCGAGCACAGCAAGCAUGUUGGGAUCCAGUGCGUCAGAGGUCCUCUUUAUCUCUGUCAAUCACAGCAUCACUUUGAUGGGAAAGGUGUGGCUCACUGUGAUGAUCUUCCUCCGUAUCCUGAUCCUCCUCUUCGCUGGCUACCCUCUCUACCAGGACGAGCAGGAGAGAUUUGUGUGUAACACUAUUCAGCCUGGCUGCGCCAACGUGUGCUAUGACAUGUUUUCCCCUGUCUCACUCUUCCGCUUCUGGCUGGUGCAACUCAUCGCUUUGUGUCUCCCGUACAUCAUCUUUGUUAUUUACGUGGUACACAAGGUGUCAAAUACCCUCACGGUGGACAUCAACUCCUGGGGACACACCAAAGCCUUCCAGCUGCUCAAAAUCCACCACGAACCUUUCAAUAACGUGCCCGUAAACAAGAGUCCUGCGGUGUUUGAACAGCCGGGGUGGACCCAGUGUUUCACUGGAGCCUACAUACUCCAUCUGAUGUUCAGGACCCUGCUGGAAGCCGGGUUUGGAGCAGCUCACUACUAUCUGUUUGGCUUCUACAUUCCCAGAAGGUUUCUGUGCCAGCACCCACCCUGCACUACCCAGGUGGACUGCUACGUCUCCAGGCCCACUGAGAAGACCGUCAUGCUCAACUUCAUGCUCGGUGUUGCCGCUCUGUCCCUUUUCCUAAAUGUGCUGGACUUUAUCUGCGCAGUCAAACGCUCAGUGAGGCAGAAGAGCAAGAGGAAGAUGAUGGUGGGGAAAGUAUUUGAGGAGGAGCAGUGUUUCCUUUCAUCUGGAGAAGCCUCCAAGGGGACUGACCUAAACGCCCCUCUAGCUCAGCAAGAUCCCGAGGCACAUUCUGGUCAGUCGGGGAGUUUUCGCAAGAGGCGAGGCAGCAAGGCCUCUGGUGGAGGGGGUGCACUCGAUUUAGUCCAGUCGCCACCAUCCCUGGAGCGUUGCUCUCCAGGACCUCCUGGCUUUAACACAAAUGGGAACAAUGGUUACUCGGCUUCCCAAGAAGACGCUCCAGAGAAGGAUGGCAGUGAGGUGGCUCUCUGCCCCCAGGAGCCGAUAGGGACGCCAAGAUCCAUUCGUAGACCCAAGAACUUUCCUCCAGGACCUUCCGCACUGCCGGUACUGGGUAACCUGCUGAACCUCAGCCUGGAUAAUCCCAUGAGAGACUUUGAGAGGCUAAGGAACUGCUAUGGAAACGUGUACAGUCUCUUCCUUGGACCCAAACCAGCAGUCAUCAUCAACGGGCUGCAGGCCAUGAAGGAAGCUAUGAUAACAAAAGCUGCUGAUUUUGCUGGACGACCUCAGGACAUUUUUGUCAGCGACCUUACUCAAAAUGGAAUGGUUCUAGCAGACUACGGCACGGGUUGGAAGGAGCAUCGUCGCUUUGCUCUAAUGACCUUGAGGAAUUUUGGCCUUGGGAAGCAGUCGAUGGAGCAGAGGAUUCUGGGAGAAAUGGAUUACACAAUGGAAACACUGGAAAAACGCAUUGGUACAGCACUGAGCCCUCAAGUCUUGUUUCACAAUGUGGCCUCCAACAUCAUCUGCCAGGUUCUGUUUGGUACCCGUUACGACUAUGACGAUGAGUUCAUCAAAGUGGUUGUUCAGUGCUUUAAGGAGAACUCCAAGAUAGCUAAUGGAGCUUGGGCUAUGCUGUACGACUCUGUUCCCAUGAUUCGAAAGCUGCCGCUGCCCUUCAUGAAGGCCUUUAGGAACAUAGAGACUUGCAAAAACCUCGUAUCUCAUCUGAUUUCUGAGCACAAGGCCACCAGAGUCCCCCGGCAACCACGAGACUUCCUUGACUGCUACCUGGAUGAACUGGAUACGCGAGGCAACUGCGGCUCCUCGUUCUGCGAGGAUCGACUCGUCAUGUUCAUUCUAGACCUUCACUUUGCAGGGACCGACACCACGUCCAACACGCUGCUCACCGGCUUCCUCUACCUCAUGACGCACCCUCGCAUACAAGAACGAUGUCAGCAGGAGAUAGAUCAUGUUUUGGGGAAGAGGGAUCAGGCCAGUUAUGAUGACAGACACAACAUGCCUUACGUGCAGGCUGUGAUCCAUGAAGUCCAGAGGGUAGCCAACACUGUCCCUCUUAGCGUCUUCCACUGUACAACAAAAGACACGGAGCUCAUGGGCUAUUCCUUACCUAGGGGUACGUCGAUCAUCCAGAACCUGAACUCUGUGCUCACUGAGGAGGGACAGUGGAAGUUCCCCCACGAGUUCAACCCUGAGAACUUCCUCAACGACCACGGGGAGUUUGUUAAGCCAGAGGCCUUCAUGCCUUUCUCUGCAGGACCUCGCAUGUGUCUCGGAGAAGGUCUGGCUCGAAUGGAGCUCUUCCUCAUCAUGGUGACAUUGCUGAGGAAGUUCGAGUUCAUUUGGCCAGAAGACGGCGGGCGGCCAGACUAUGCCCCGGUGUACGGGGUCACUCUGUCUCCCAGACCUUACCGCAUGAAGGUUCAGCUCAGGGCCACGCAGCAGACCGACUGCAGAUACACAGAAUGAACCAUGACUCACUGAACAUUCACAAACCACCUUGGAAGGAGUGUAACCCUUGAUUUUGUUGAGUUUUUAUUCCAGAAAACCCAAAAUUGUGUGUGUGUUAUAUUUUUAAUUACGACACGAGUUAAUAAAAUGACAAAUCUGUAUCAAAUAAAUUGAUAUAAGAAGACUGCA